This is a messenger RNA of Dovyalis caffra, 495 nucleotides long. Lineage: Eukaryota; Viridiplantae; Streptophyta; Magnoliopsida; Malpighiales; Salicaceae. The record is from the annotation of a GenBank genome assembly.
AUGGCUUCUUCCAGGCUGCUCAUGAUCAUUGCCAUUGUUGCAGUCUUUGUUCCUUCAAUUUUGGCAGCAGAACAUAUGGUUGGUGACAAGACAGGUUGGACCCCAGGCUUUGAUUAUCAAACUUGGGCUCACGGAAAAGCAUUUCUCGUGGGAGACACACUUGUUUUCAAGUAUACACCAGGAGAACACAAUGUAUUGAGAGUUAAUGGAACUGGAUUCCAAGAGUGCAAGGCAGCAAAUGAUACUGUGCCCUUAUCUACAGGAAAUGAUGUGAUUCCACUAUCAACUCCCGGAAGGAAAUGGUACAUUUGUGGUGUGGCCAAACAUUGUGAGUCUGGGAACCAGAAACUUUUCAUAACUGUGUUGCCUCAAUCGGCAUCUCCUGCAACAUCGCCUUCUCCCACACCAACUGGCACCUCACCAUCCGGAGCAGCAGGCAACUUUGCUUCUAGAUACUAUGGGUUUAUUGUGGCCAUUGUGGGCAUUUUGGGAUGA